Diplodia corticola is the source of this 984-nucleotide messenger RNA. Its product is annotated as carbohydrate esterase family 16 protein. The record is from RefSeq and is a predicted model, not a curated record. Lineage: Eukaryota; Fungi; Ascomycota; Dothideomycetes; Botryosphaeriales; Botryosphaeriaceae. Gene Ontology annotation, molecular function: hydrolase activity, acting on ester bonds. The transcript has 7 exons. Bases 1 to 984 code for a protein of 327 amino acids.
AUGACGAGAAUCUCCGCUCUUAUUGCAGCUGCGCUGUCCGCUUCCGGAGCCCAGGCCUUCCCAGCUCCCCGCCAGGCCAAUGCUUCCUGGCCGGGUUUCGGCGGCCUGCAGUAUUGGUUUUCAUUCGGUGACAGCUACACGCAGACUGGCUUUGACGUGGACUCUACUCAGCCCAGUGCUGAAAACCCCUUUGGAAACCCGACAUAUCCGGGCUGGACUUCCUCCAACGGUCCGAACUGGGUUGGAUACCUGACCUACAAGUACAACGCGUCGCUGCUCCAGACCUACAACCUCGCCUCGGGCGGGGCUACGAUUGACAGCGCACUUGUGGCGCCCUACGCGGACACGGUGCUCUCGCUCAAGCAGCAAGUCCAGGACGAGUACCUGCCCAAGUACGGGGCCGACGGCACGAGCAAGGUCUGGGAGAGUGACAACACGCUCUUCAGCAUCUGGAUCGGCGUCAACGAUGUUGGAAACAGCUACUGGUCCACAAAUACUACCUUUAUGGAUUCCAUAUUCACCGAAUACAGUGGCCUUGUCGACCAGCUUUACACCAGUGGUGCUCGCAACUUUCUCUUCAUCAAUGUGCCGCCUCUUGAGCGCACGCCCCUCACCAGUGCCCAAGGCAGCGACAGCGUCGCUCUCGAGAAGCCUGUUGUCGCCGACUUCAACACGCGCAUCUCCAACCUCGCCUCGUCUCUGCAGGAGAAGAAUGCCGACGCGACCGUCUUCACGUUCGAUGCCCACACGCUCUUCAACGAAGUUCUGGAUGAUCCCUCGAGCUACACCCUGACCGCCGGCCUCAAGAACACCACCACUUACUGCACGGACUACGAGAACGGCACUGAUGAGCAAAACACGACAAUCGCUGCGUGCGGUGUUGCUGUGAACGAAUACUUCUGGCUGAACACGUUGCACCCGACUUCCCCCGUGCACGAGGUGGUGGCUUCGGAGCUCUCCAAGCAGCUGAAGAGCGCCGAGUGA